AUGACGGAAUCCGCCCCUCCGCCCUCCGUCCCCAACACGACCGCAACGCCGGCAGGCCCAACAACAACUACAAACCAAUCCACAGCCUCCAACAAUAAUAACGGCAAUGGAACAGCAUCGGCCCAAGCCGGGGCAAACCGCGGCCUGCCAUAUUACGAGAAACUGCGGCGCGAGCUACGCGACACGUUACAAAAGAAGCGAUUAAUGGAUAAGAGCAUGGUAUGUUAUCUAUCGUAUUUACCCCUGCUGCUUGAUACACUUCAUAUAUUUCCGAAGGCCGUUUCUUUGCCUAUUACAGUGCUGAUACAGGCGGACGCGCAGGCCCAACUCGAAGAUCAGAUCUUUCGCUUUGAACAAUCCUACCUCGAAGAAACAACCGCCGGGAACAUCAUUAAGGGAUUCGAUAACUAUAUCAAGGGCUCAUCCAGCGGUGCUGGUGCUGGUGGGUCAUUAGCGCUUUCGGGAGGUGCAGGUGGUGCCAGACGAAAGGCACAAGUGACUGAUGCCGAUCGUGUUUUCUCUCGGAGCUCGGCGAGCUUUAUGCGGGUAUGUUUUCCCUAUAAGCCACAGUCUUUAGUAUCAAGGGCUAAUAUUCGGGAAGGAUUCGACGCCAUCAUCUGUUCAGACUACUCCCUCGCAUGCCCCGACUCCGACAUCUGUCAAUGGAUCGUCAGGGAAACCGAAUGGUGA
Molecule: messenger RNA, 690 nt
Organism: Aspergillus oryzae RIB40
Lineage: Eukaryota; Fungi; Ascomycota; Eurotiomycetes; Eurotiales; Aspergillaceae
Product: chromatin modification-related protein EAF6/MEAF6
Exons: 1
Coding region: 1-690 (229 amino acids)
Cellular component (GO): NuA4 histone acetyltransferase complex
Source: RefSeq, a predicted model, not a curated record